Messenger RNA from Coniosporium apollinis CBS 100218, 528 nucleotides. RefSeq lists its product as uncharacterized. The coding region runs from base 1 to 528 and encodes 175 amino acids. The transcript is spliced from 2 exons. NCBI's taxonomy places the organism in Eukaryota, Fungi, Ascomycota, Dothideomycetes. Gene Ontology annotation, cellular component: mediator complex. Gene Ontology annotation, molecular function: transcription coregulator activity. The record is from RefSeq and is a predicted model, not a curated record. Gene Ontology annotation, biological process: regulation of transcription by RNA polymerase II.
AUGGCCGACCGCCUAACCCAGCUCCAAGACUGCCUCGAUCAAUUCGCCAAACAAAUGUUCGCCAGCCUCAUGUACACCCUUCACCACGGCGCCCCUCUUCCCAUCCCCGGGCAGCCAAACCAAUACGAGCACUUCCUCCCUGUCACCAACGGUCCCGCCAACGGCAUGACCGCCCACGAUACCCCCAACGCGAACGCCGAACAGCAGCAAGCAGCAGCCGCAGCGAACCCCCCAGCCAACGCCGACAACCCAGCACGCUCCGGCUCCCCCGUCCCCGACCCCCCCGCCGUCUUUGCAAGCACCCUCCGCGAACUAGCCCGCGACCUCAUUGUUAAGGAGCAGCAGAUCGAGGCGCUGAUAUCGAGUCUUCCGGGUAUCGGGACCAGCGAGAAGGAGCAGGUCGAGCGGAUUGUGGAGCUGGAGCGGCAGCUGCGGGAGGUGGAGGAGGAGCGGAAGGAGGCGGUACGGGAGAAGCGGGAGAUUUUGAGAAGGCUGGACAGCGCGAUUGUGGGGGUGAAGAUUCCGUGA